This is a messenger RNA of Myotis myotis, 1524 nucleotides long. It is a transcript of the gene JCHAIN, whose product is annotated as joining chain of multimeric IgA and IgM. NCBI's taxonomy places the organism in Eukaryota, Metazoa, Chordata, Mammalia, Chiroptera, Vespertilionidae. The transcript has 5 exons. Gene Ontology annotation, molecular function: immunoglobulin receptor binding. Gene Ontology annotation, cellular component: pentameric IgM immunoglobulin complex. The record is from RefSeq and is a predicted model, not a curated record. Gene Ontology annotation, biological process: humoral immune response. The coding region runs from base 249 to 725 and encodes 158 amino acids.
GCGCGGCAGCCACACCUACUCGGCUGCGGCGGCGCGGGGGGCGCGGGGAGCCCGCAGGAGGCGCCCCGGCGCCGCCCCUCCUCCCCUCCUCCGGGAAGGCUCCGGCCCGGGACGGGGUCUGGGACCGGCGAGCACGUGAGCGUCUGCGAGGAGGAGCGCCCGGCUCGGGAGAGGGGGGAGGCCGCGCCGGGCCGGGCCCGCGGCCGGGGAGACUUGGAGGUCCAGUUUUCAAAAGAAGUGAAGGCAAGAUGAAGAAGCAUUUGCUUUUCUGGGGAGUCCUGGCCAUUUUUGUUAAGGCUGUUCUUGUGACAGCCCAAGACGAAGAUGAAAGGACUGUUCUUGUGGACAACAAAUGCAAGUGUGCCCGGGUUACUUCUAGGGUCAUCCCUUCUCCCGAUGAUCCUACUCAAGACAUUGUGGAAAGGAACAUCAGGAUUAUUGUUCCUGUUAACAACAGGGAGAAUAUCUCUGAUCCCACCUCGCCAAUGAGAACCAAAUUUGUGUACCAUUUGUCUGACAUGUGUAAAAAAUGUGAUUCUACACAAGUGGAACUGGGAAACCAAGUGGUUACUGCCACCCAGAGCAAUAUCUGUGAUGAAGACAAUGAAACCUGCUACACCUAUGACAGAAAUAAGUGCUAUACAAAUAAGGUCCCAUUUUCAUAUGGUGGUAAGACCGUAAUGGUGGAAACUGCCUUGACCCCGGAGUCCUGCUAUCCUGACUAAUUAAGUCAUUGUUGACUGCACAGCUUAUCUUGAAAGGCUCUCCAUUUUGAUCCAGAAAGUUAAUAUAUUUAUUACCAAUGAAUUUGAAGCCACAAUAUUUUGAUAAUGUAAAACUGCAUCCUCCAAGUUAUUAAAAUAGUAACAUUGUUAUUUUUAUUAGGUAAUUACUUCUCAACUCUUAAGUAUUGUAUGUUCACAUUUAAAGUGUUGAAUCUCUUACUGCCCUUGCCUGAAGGGGUCUAUGUUAAUAAUAUAAUUUCUAACAUUUAAAAAAAUAGACAAUGAGAGAGAACAAAACUUAAGUUUAAAAAUCAGGAUACAGAAUUAAAUUUUGUGGGUGUUUUUUGUACUUUUCUUUUCUUUUCUUUUUUUUUUGCUUUGCCUUGGAGAGCCAGAGCUUUUGCACAUUCCAUGCUAUUCACUUUGACAAAAAGUAAAAUGUGAUGUGUAGAGAAAAGUGAUAUGCAAACACAAGUCAAUUAUAGAUCUUCACUAAAAAAGUGAUUAGAAAUAUGUUUUAGAAAUAUUUAAAAAUAAUUAAAAUUGGAUCUGUAAUAUUUGUGAAACCAGUGAGCUGAAAGUUACAUAAUUAAAUGCAGAAUUAUAAAAUUUAUUUUGACAUAACACAGAUUUGGUAGCAGAUGAUACUUUUUUUUGGAUAAAAUUAAAAAAAAAUCAGGGUCAUGUAAGAAAUUCCCAUUGGACAUCAUCAAUGUUGUAACUGAAUCUAAUGAAAUAUGUAUUCCACAAUAUGUAUUCUCUUGCACAGUCUGAACAAUUAAAUAGAUUUUUAAGCAUA